AUGACUACCUCGGAGCUCACGCCGCCUUCUCAGGCGAGAAGAAACAAGAGAGCGCGACGACGCCGACAAGACAAGCCAGCAUUAUCGGCUAGGUUGAUUCUCGACGACCACAACGUGAGGGGAGAUGUGGGCAUUCUGUCCGAGGACCUAUUUGCAGACCUAUUCCCCCAUCUCCGCAACGUGCCCUCUCACGAAGAUGGUUUCGAAGACAUUCACCACGUUGCUAUCGCUCCUUGGGAACCGAGCCCUACCCCGACCGAAACCGCCUGGACCGUAGUACCCGUGAUCAAAUCCUCGGCUCUCAAACCCUCAACCGUCCAGUUCUCCCCCUCGUCCUUGUCGCUGCAGAACUUUGCCACCAUACUCCAACAACAUGCGCCUUCGAAGCUCUCGAGCAAUAGCCGCAGCGGCAUCGAGAUCCAGGUACUCGACGUAGUCACGCUCUCGCUCGAUACAGUAUACGUGAGCCUGGAGAGCGAACUGACGAGGCGCUUGGAGCAGGGCGAAGGCACCUUUUAUCGCGAUCACCCAAGCAAUGGCAAUGGCAAAGGGUCUGUGGCUUCGGAUGCUUCCGAAGAUCGCCUUAUCUCGGCCUUGCGUGUAGCAUUGGGCAGUCUGAAGGUCCUUCACUCCGGUGACCUCUUCCCUCUCCCGCUACCGCCGCACCCUGUCACCCACAUCCCCCCGAACCCCGGCAAGAUUAUGCUUUGUGAGCCUGUCAGUCAGGGAGUCCUGUCCGAGAGCACGAAAAUCAUCCUGUUGCGAGGUCGAGUACACACAAAGCGCGGCCAGGUCGCUCCUUCGAUUCCCCCGAACCGAAGCCUGAAUGGCGUCCCGGAGGACGAGGAGGACGAUACGGCCAAUGAUCAAUUCUACUCGGCUGCCGAAGACCGGUACAAGACUGACGCGGCGAACACAGACAUAGACUCCGUGACGGAGACGGAGGAGUCGGAGCUUUCGGGUAUCGAGCAGGAUGACGACCUCUCCGACGAUUCCAUGGACGACAUGAUUUCUCUGCAGGCGCCAACGCUGCCUACAACUGCGGCGAGUGGAGUUUCCACAAUGCAGCCCGGGACUCCGAUGACCAUUGGGAGGGGGCGAAAAACCAAUGGAAUCGCAACUCCCGCCUCUGUGUUUUCCAAUUUCACCGCGACUACGGCGCGCCCAGACCGGCCUCGAGGACGACUUUUCAAGGCGCAAGGGCUGGUUCGGACUAUUCCCGUGGACCUUCUCCACCCCAAACCGGCACCGGAAGACGACGAUGAAGCUAGGAUCUUUGUAGAUAUAACUUCCUUAUCCAAGAUUGGCUGCUUCUCGGGAGACUGGGUCCGUGUCGAGGCCGCAGAAGAGCCUCCCACGAAUGGCUUCGGUGCGUUUGGUCUCGGCAGCUUUACAUCGCUCGAGCCGGUCGAAUCCAGCUGGCGGCCUGUAAGAGUAUACGGCCUUCCAGAGGGGUAUACCCAGCGUCCAGUCACGCGGAUACCAAGCGCCAAACAUGGCGAACGCAAGCUAUCGUUCUUCGAGUCUCAGCUCCAGAAACCCAGUAGUCCGGCCGCUUAUAUUUCUCCAAUCUUGCUAGCCAACCUCGAUGAACCCUCGUAUCUCCGGCUAUCACCUAUCAAACGAGGGACGUACCAAGGGAAGGGGACGCUUCCCAAGUUUACAAGCGCAUCGCGACCUCCAUAUGCCCGCGACAUCACAAUUCAGCAUGUCCGCUCGCCUGUGACUGCGGAACGCGCCUAUCAGUCGGCGGUGCUAGGUGGUCUCAAGCGGUAUUUUGCCCAAAAGAUUCGACUAGUGCGGACAGGCGAUCUCAUUGCCGUGCCCAUCGAUACGCAGCUGGGAAAAGCUCUCCAAGAGCAGCCCAGCGGAAGCAAUGGAUCAGAGGUUGAUGACGUGAUGGCUCUGUCAAAAGAAGGAUCAUCGAGAUGCGAUCAAGUGGCAUGGUUCAAGGUUGGGCACAUUCAGAUUGCAAAGUCUGAUGCCGACGACGACCAGUCUGAGGAGUUGUGGGGAGGGGUCGCAUGCAUCGACAGCUCGUCCGUCGCUAUGCAUGGCUCUGGGUUCGCCACGAACCGAAUACCUGCAACCAAGUCCAAUACCUGGCCUUACUACCUGGGUGUCAAGAGAAUGCCCUCGAAAGUGCCGACUGCUUCAGCACUGACGUUCCCUGACCAAGACCAGCGUUACAUAUCAACUUUGCGGCGGCGUCUGCGAGAGUUACUUGCUGCAGCCACCAGUCCCAGAGCAGUCCAUCUCAAAAUGCCGCCUGUUGCAAUCCUGGUGACUGCCACCCACCGCAACAUAGGAAAGGCAACUGUUGCAUCGGACGCUUGUUCAGACAUUGGCCUGCAUACGUACUCGAUCGAUGCCUAUGACAUCCUCAGCGAAGCGGGGACAAGCGGCAGUGAUGUAAAGACGGAGGGUCUCUUGCGAACCAGGGCCGAAAGAGCGAUGAGCUGUGGCCCAGAAACCACGGCAUUGCUAAUCCGGCAUGUUGAGGCCUUGACAGCAGACCGCAUGGUUUCAACGAUGAAGGAGAUUUUGCAGGACACAAGGGUCUUGAUUGCGACAACCAGCGACGUCGACAAGGUGCCAGAUGGAGUUCGUGGCCUUUUUAGCCACGAACUUGAAAUGGGCGCCCCUGACGAAGCUGAGCGUGAAGGCAUUUUGAGGGCCAUUAUCGAGGACCGUGGCGUCAAUCUGGACCCCGAAAUUGACCUCAAUGCCAUAGCUCUGAAGACCGCGGCGCUGGUGGCCGGUGAUCUCGUAGACGUGGUUGAUCGAGCACUUAUCGCACAGCGACUGAGGCUUGAGCAGAUCUCUUCAACGGCAGAAUCCACUGGACAGGACGUGACAGUUCGCGACCUUCAGGUUGCCGGUGGACCGAUGGCGCGUUGCGUCACCAAGAGCGACUUUGAAGUCGCAGUCGAAGCCGCACGAAAGAAUUUUGCAGGCGCCAUCGGAGCGCCCAAGAUUCCAAACGUCACGUGGGACGACGUCGGCGGUCUGACCAACGUCAAGGACGCGGUGACGGAAACCAUCCAGCUACCGCUGGAGAGGCCCGAACUGUUCGCCAAGGGCAUGAAGAAGAGGUCGGGUAUCCUAUUCUACGGGCCCCCCGGUACCGGAAAGACCUUGUUGGCCAAGGCCAUUGCAACGGAGUACAGCCUGAACUUCUUCAGCGUCAAAGGGCCCGAGCUGCUCAACAUGUACAUUGGUGAGUCAGAAGCCAACGUAAGACGCGUCUUCCAGCGUGCCAGAGAUGCUCGCCCUUGCGUCGUCUUCUUUGACGAGUUGGACUCGGUGGCGCCGAAGCGUGGAAACCAGGGGGACAGCGGCGGCGUCAUGGACCGCAUCGUUUCGCAACUCCUCGCCGAAUUGGACGGCAUGUCGGGAGGCGAUGACACCAGCGGCGGCGUCUUCGUCAUCGGCGCCACGAACAGACCCGACCUGCUCGAUGCCGCUCUUCUCCGUCCCGGACGCUUCGACAAAAUGCUUUAUCUCGGGGUGUCAGACACCCACGACAAGCAGCGCACGAUCCUGGAGGCCCUCACCCGAAAAUUCACUCUCCAUCCCGCAGUGUCUCUGCAAGCCGUCGCGGACCGUCUGCCCUUCACCUACACGGGAGCCGACUUUUACGCCCUCUGCAGCGACGCGAUGCUCAAGGCCGUCACGCGGCAGGCCGCUGCCGUCGACGAAAAGAUCCGCGAGAUCAACGCAGAGAGGCCGCAGGGCCCCAUCUCGACGGCGUACUUUUUCGACCAUCACGCCACGCCGGAGGACAUUGCCGUCAUGGUCACCGAGGAGGAUUUCAUGAACGCACAUAACGAGCUCGUGCCGAGUGUCAGCGCGGGCGAGCUGGCGCACUACGAAAGUGUGAGAGCCAGCUUUGAGGGGUCGCCAGAGAAGCAACAGCCGCAGCCGCAGCCGCAGCCGCAGCAGCAACGGCCCACGGCGGUGGCGGCCGGUGGGAAUAGGGCGGUGUCUGGGUCUUCGGUCGUGUCGAGGGCCAGUUCCAAGGGAAAGGGGAAGGCGAUUGCUCCCGCGUCGUCUAAGGGUAAGGGGAAAGCCCUGGCUCUGGACAGCGACGACGACAACGACGAGUACGGAUCCGAGGGUGAUGGGGCUUUGACAAAUGGCAAGGGGAAGGGAAAAGGCAAGGCCGUUGCUGGAUUUCAGGAUGGGACGGCUAGUGAUGAUGAGGGAUUGUACUAA
Messenger RNA from Colletotrichum orchidophilum, 4218 nucleotides. Its product is annotated as peroxisomal biogenesis factor 6. The transcript is spliced from 3 exons. The coding region runs from base 1 to 4218 and encodes 1405 amino acids. The record is from RefSeq and is a predicted model, not a curated record. Gene Ontology annotation, molecular function: ATP binding; ATP hydrolysis activity. Lineage: Eukaryota; Fungi; Ascomycota; Sordariomycetes; Glomerellales; Glomerellaceae. Gene Ontology annotation, cellular component: peroxisomal membrane; cytosol. Gene Ontology annotation, biological process: protein import into peroxisome matrix.